UGAGAAGGUGAGUAUGGUCAAAGUACGUCCUUUUGAAACCCUACGCCUUUUCGCUUAGGGUUUUUGUCCGCAUUGAAACAGUCCUCGGUCCUUGACCUUUAAACUUGUUUAUUUUUUAUUUCUUUUCUGAGAAUCCUUAGAGUCCCUUGUGCUCGGGAGUGUAAUCUUUCCAGCAACAUAAUAGUUUUAUAAUGAAGCCAUAAUCCCUGGGCUUUUAGUGCAUACGUUCCCACCCAUGUCCCUAUGGACCAAUACUAUCCCACGAGAGAUAACACAGUGUAAAAACACAGUCUACACGUUGUUUGCACUGGAAGAUAGUUUGCAUGCGAGGAAACAAUAAAGUGCUUGUGCCCGGGAGGUAUCUGGCACACCCUAUCUAUGUUAGCAGAGAGGAGCUGAGCUGCAUGCAGACCCUAUCCAGACCACGUCUCGUUUGACCUAUGGCGAACUUCACUGAAAAAUACCCCUGCUGUGCCUUUGAGUCUCCAAUGCUGGACAAGUACCUGCCUCCCAUCCUGGUGCUGGAGUUCGUGUUUGGGUUGGUGGGGAACGUUGGGGCUCUCUGGAUGUUUGUCUUUAACCUGGACACCUGGAAGCCAAACUCUGUCUACCUCACACACCUGGCGGUGGCCGACUCCAUCGUCAUGUUCUGCCUGCCCUUCCGAGCCGACUACUACCGACGUGGUAAGCACUGGAUUCACGGUGACGUCCUGUGCCGUAUUAUGCUGUUCAUGUUGGCCGCCAACCGUGCUGCCGGCAUCUUAUUUCUCACUGCUGUGGCCGUCGACCGUUACUUCAAGAUAGUUCACCCCAUGAACACGAUCAACAGGAUGGGGCUGCGCUAUGCUCUGUGGGUUUCUGUAGGCUUGUGGGGACUGAUAAUCGCUGCCACUGGGUACCUGCUGAUGAAUGAUCACUUCUUCAUCAGCAACAACCGGACCCAGUGCGAAAGCUUCAACAUCUGUGUGGGCUCCAAUCCAGUAACUACCUGGCACGACGCCUUCUAUGUGAUCCAGUUCUUCCUACCCACUGCUAUCGUCACUUUCUGCACCGUCUGCAUCACUUGGCAGCUGAGAAGAAAGACAAUCGACAGCAGGGGGAAGAUCAAGCGGGCGGUGCAAUUCGUCUUGGCUGUGGCGCUGAUCUUCAUAAUUUGCUUCUUCCCUAGUACAGCGUCUCGGAUCGCCGUGUGGAUUCUCAAAGCCUGGUAUGAUGACUGUCAGUUCUUCCAAGAGGCCAACCUGGCAUUCUACACCUCUGUGUGUUUCACAUACUUCAACAGUGUGCUGAACCCCAUUGUGUACUAUUUCUCCAGCCCGGCAUUCAGCGAGGCAUUCAAGAAACAGUUCAACAGGCUGCUGAAGAAAGAAGAACAGGCAUCCAUACCCGAAAUCCAGACUGACAGUCCAAACACAGUGUCAGGGAGAAUCUAA
This is a messenger RNA of Esox lucius (northern pike), 1433 nucleotides long. RefSeq names its product hydroxycarboxylic acid receptor 1-2 (gene hcar1-2). The transcript has a single exon. Gene Ontology annotation, biological process: G protein-coupled receptor signaling pathway. The record is from RefSeq and is a predicted model, not a curated record. NCBI's taxonomy places the organism in Eukaryota, Metazoa, Chordata, Actinopteri, Esociformes, Esocidae. Gene Ontology annotation, molecular function: G protein-coupled receptor activity. Gene Ontology annotation, cellular component: membrane. Bases 441 to 1433 code for a protein of 330 amino acids.